UAAAUCCUCUCAGGUGUAGUCGCAGGGCGCAGGCGCCUCCCCGAGCAGCUCUGACCGCACUGUCAGAAGAACAGGAAGACUGCUCUAGAGCUAAAGCCGUAAUCGCUUCCCCGCUGUCAUUUAGGGGUUAAAAAGUUAACUAAACUUGUAGCAGUCAUGGAAACUAAUUUAGGAGACGCGCUCGGGCCAAGUCAUCCGUAACACCAACCCGUCGCCCGUGUUGUGGUCGCCGAAACAACUCGUGAAAGUGGGAAGAGUUUGUUUUCCUUUUUUUUUUUCUUCCUACGGAGACUUUACCCUAACUGUAGCCAAGCGAGCUAGGCUAGCUAAAGCUAACGUUAGCACAGUUAGUUAACCUCAUACUUUGGAGACUUGAAGUUCACAUUGUUAAAGCUUCGGUGUGUGUUACACGUUGAGACUGUUAGAAUAAAGUACUCGUUUGUGUUUUAUAAAAGCAACAGGCUGUCCUCGUACUUUUCGUCCCGAGGACUUGGGGCUGUGCUUUGAAUUUCCCUCCUUCAGUGAGACAUACAGGCGGCUUAGCGAGGGGUUUGUUCGGUAUAGUUGGCUUUCUACCAAAUCACUAGCAACACUGCUAAUUGUGGCUAGUUAGCCAGUAGACUAGCUUAGGCCCAAUUGAAUUAACGUUUGGCUUUUUCUCAAGUUAAGAAACAUCGUCGGAGGAAACAUUUGCUUUGGGUUUUUUUUUACGUUUUGGUGCGGGGGAUAUUACCGCCACAAAGGUUUAUUCUGACACACAAUUCAAGGAAACGGAUUAAAUUAUAAAUAUGGAUCCCCCCACGGGGAAUUCUGCCGCUGCUGCUGGUCCCAAGAAGGACAAGAAAUCAAAGAAGAACUAUGAGGAUGGAGACGGGAAAAAGAAAUUUAAACUCAAACGGCUGAUUCCUGACGAGUUGGAGCGUUUCACCAGCAUGAGGAUGAAAAAGGACAAGGAGAAGCCUGGCCAUGCGCCCGGCCAGCGACACUCGUCAGCUGCAAACUAUGAGAUAAAUCCUCAAAGUGCUAUGCUGCACGAUCAUUCUGAUGAAUACGUCCUGGAACUCUUCGAACAGAUGCUGGUGGAUAUGAACCUGAAUGAGGAGAAGCAGCAGCCUCUAAGGGAAAAAGACAUUAUGAUCAAGCGAGAGAUGGUCUCCCAGUACCUCCACACAUCUAAAGCUGGCCAAAACCAGAAGGAGAGCUCCAAAUCUGCUAUGAUGUACAUCCAGGAGUUAAAGGCAGACUACCGAGACACACCACUGCUCAGCUGUCUGGAAUCUCUGAGAGUCUCACUCAAUAACAACCCUGUCAGUUGGGUGCAGAACUUUGGAGAUGAGGGGCUGGCACUGCUGCUGAAUCUGCUGAGAAGACUACAGGAGGACAAAGACGAGUACCCAAUGAUGGGAGUGAAAUGUCAACACGAGAUCAUUCGUUGUCUAAAAGCCUUUAUGAACAACAAGUAUGGUCUGAAAUCCAUGCUGGAGUCAGAUGAGGGAAUUCCUCUGCUGGUCAGAGCCAUCAACCCCAGGGUACCUCAUAUGAUGGUGGAUGCUGUCAAGCUGCUCUCUGCCAUCUCAAUUUUGGAACAUCCUGAGAACCUUCAUGAGCGUGUUUUGGAGUCCAUUACCGAGGAGGCAGAGAAACGGGACAUUGAGAGGUUUCAGCCUCUCCUUACUGGCAUGAACAAUCACAACAUUGCUCUUAAGGGUGGCUGCAUGCAGCUGAUCAACGCCUUGAUCAGCCGGGCAGAAGAGUUGGACUUCAGGAUCCAUAUUCGCUCUGAGCUACUAAGACUGGGACUCAGAGAACAGCUGACGGAGGUGCGGAUGAUAGAAAAUGAAGAGCUGAGGGUGCAACUCACGGUGUUUGAUGAGCAGGCUGAAGACGACUCUGAGGACCUCAAAGCACGUCUUGAUGACAUCCGCAUUGAGAUGGAUGAUGUGAGGGAAGUGUUUGAGAUCCUUGUGAACACUGUGAAGGACUCCAAGGCCGACGGCCACUUCCUGUCUCUGAUGCAACAUCUGCUGCUGAUCCGUAAUGAUUAUUGGGCCAGGCCUCAGUACUACAAGUUUGUGGACGAGUGUAUCGCUCAGAUUGUGCUGCACAGGAAUGGAGCAGACCCUGACUUUAAGUGCCGUAACCUCAGCCUCAACAUUGAAGGCUUGAUAGGUGAGUUGUUUGACCAGAACACACAACCAAGUCCUUCCUUUUCUGGUGGUGCCCACUUGAUUGAAAAGCUGUCUAAAGAUCUGGAAGAGGCGAAGACUAAAGUUGUCACAGUUACUGUUCCUGUGCCAACACCCGGUUUGCCUCCUCCACCACCUCCCCCUCCUCUCCCUGGCCAGAAUGCAGGUAUGCCCCCUCCACCUCCACCUCCACCCCCACCCCUGCCAGGCCAUGCAAACAUGCCUGUUCCCCCACCGCCCCCUCCUUUACCGGGUCAUGCCGGUAUUCCUCCUCCUCCACCUCCACCUCCUUUACCUGGCAUGCCAGGACCUCCACCACCUCCACCCCUCCCCGGCAUGCCAGGACCACCACCCCCUCCACCCUUACCUGGAAUGGGACCUCCACCACCUCCGCCACCGCCUGGGUUUCCUGGUAUGCCUCCUCCUCCGCCUGGGUGUCCUGGUAUGCCUCCUCCACCGCCAGGCAUGGGGGGCUGGGGUGCCCCCGCACCCGCUGCUCUGCCUUAUGGGCUCCAGCAUAAGAAGGAGUACAAGCCUGAAGUCCAGCUGAAGAGAGCCAACUGGAGGAAGAUUGGACCAGAGGACCUCUCUGAGAACAGUUUCUGGACCAAGGCAAAAGAGGAGAAAUUUGAAAACAAUGAGCUUUUUGCCAAACUCACCUUGGCCUUCUCCUCGCAGACAAAGACCACUAAAGCCAAAAAAGAGCAGGAUGGAGGAGACGACAAGAAGCAGCUGCAGAAAAAGAAGGUGAAGGAGCUGAAGAUUCUUGAUGGAAAGUCUGCACAAAACCUUUCCAUUUUCCUGGGAUCGUUCCGUCUCCCAUAUGAAGAGAUCAAAAGCGCCAUCCUGGAGGUUAAUGAGAAGAUCCUCACAGAUGCCAUGGUUCAGAACCUGAUCAAACAACUGCCAGCACCAGAGCAACUGAGUGUCCUGGGAGAGAUGAAGGAUGAAUAUGAUGACCUGGCUGAGUGCGAGCAGUUUGGAGUAGUGAUGUCCAGUGUGAAGCGGCUGAUGCCACGGCUUCAGGCCAUCGUGUUCAAGCUGCAGUUUGAGGAGCAGCUUAAUAACAUCAAGCCAGAUGUGGUGUCUGUGACGGCAGCCUGCGAGGAGCUCAGGAAAAGCGAGUCCUUCUCCAAGCUGCUAGAGAUCAUUCUCCUUGUCGGGAACUAUAUGAAUGCUGGCUCCCGCAAUGGAAAGGCAUUUGGCUUCUCCAUAUCAUACCUGUGCAAGCUGCGUGACACCAAAUCAGCUGAUCUGAAGCAGACACUGCUCCAUUUCCUGGCUGAUGUGUGCCAGGAGCAGUAUCCUGAGGUCAUGACCUUUGCAGACGAACUUAUCCAUGUGGAAAAAGCCAGCAGAGUUUCUGCAGAGACUCUUCAGAAGAACCUUGAGCUCAUGGGCCGUCAAAUCAAGAACAUGGAAAAAGAUCUGGAGACCUUCCCUCCUCCACAAAAUGACAAGGACCUGUUUGUGGAAAAGAUGUCCAGUUUCGUGGGUAGUGCCCAUGAGCAAUAUGAGAAGCUGGAUCUGUUGCAUAAGAAUAUGGAGAAGCAAUAUAGCGACCUGGGAGAAUACUUUGUCUUUGACCCAAGAAAAAUCUCUGUAGAGGAAUUCUUUGGUGACCUCAACACCUUUAAAAACAUGUUCCAGCAAGCAGUAAAGGAGAAUCAGAAGAGGAAGGAGGCUGAAGAAAAGAUCAAGAGGGCCAAGUUGGCCAGGGAAAAGGCAGAGAAAGAGAAGGAGGAGAAACUGAAGAAGAACCAGCUCCUUGACAUCAACGCAGAGGGUGAUGAAACUGGUAUCAUGGAUGGCCUGUUGGAGGCGCUGCAGUCCGGCGCUGCUUUCAGGAGAAAGCGAGGACCACGGCAAGCAGCCAACCACCGACGAGCUGGUCAUGCAGUGACCAACAUCCUGGCCAAAGAACUGAUGCAGGAAGACACGCCUUCAUCCAGCAAAUUGCCCGCAAAGAAGAAAAAGACAGAGGAGACGGAGGAGCCUAAAGCAGAAGGAGCAGAGUCAUUAGAGGAGUUACUGGAUGCUGCUCCCUCUCGGUCCAAUUAGGCACCCUAGGGAGUUUUUUUUUACUCACAGAGUCAAUGAUAUCCAAACACAGAUGUAUUUCAUAGCCAUUCCAGAGGUCAUUAUCCAUCAGAUAUUAGAUCACUGAAAAAAGGGCCUGCGUUUCUCUGACCUUUGUCUUAACAGGAACAUCUUUUAGGGUUAGCAUUGACUGUGUCUUCUGGGAGGGCAGGGAGAGGCAGAGGAUGAGGGCUGGGCUCUCACUUCAGCCACCACCCCUGGAUGUCCCUCAUCAACCUUUGGAUCUUUGCCAAUGUCAUAAAGAUAUAAUUGCUUUCCUCAGCAUGUGCACAUAUCUGUUUAUGUAUUCUUGUCUGUUUCUCUGUGUUUCUACAUCACUUUAUUUUCACCUGUCAUUCAUCAAAGGGCAUCUUGAGCGAUUCCAAAGACUUACUCAGGAGGGAUCCACACUGAUUUUUUGUGGUUGUUUCCAGAUCACAAAUUUAGACUUGGGUGUCUGGAAUUUGGCACGUCCUGCAGGUGCUUCAUAGAGUUUUCUUUGGAUACUCGAGGCCAAGACCACUUGCGCUUUUUCACAUUGUGUUUUUUUUUUUAACCUAUGAAACAUAUUAAUUUGUAAUUGUCUGAUAUACUGUAUGUUGUUGUAUGCUGUUUGUACAUGUUAAUCAUUUCGCUGUGUUAUUGAAAAAAAGUGCCAACCCAUAGAAAUCCAGUCGUUUUCAUUUCACCCCCAGGUUUGUCCAGUCACAGUUUGCACUGGGCUGGUGUUUGGACCAGUCAUCACUUGGGUGUACGUUUCAGUGUGUGUUUUGUUUAUUUUACUGAGAAGGGAUUUAGUUCACUCGUGUGCAUGCGUUUGAUAGAUUGGGGAAAAUUGGGGAUCAUUCACAUAAACUUGUUCACCACACGUGCCCACAACAGUUAUAUGAAGAAAACCUGCUUACUUACAUGAACAUUCCCAUAAUCCUCAGAGGGAAAUAGGGUUAGAUUGGAGGAGAAAGUUCUUCCACAGUCAGUUAAACCAAAAAUAAAUUGCUCUUAAAAAGGGUGUUUUCAUACAAAACCUAGCCUGAGCAGUUUACAUGCCCGUGUGUUUAUGUGUAUGAGAAUGUCUGCGUGUGUGAAGUAAGCCGCCUAUAUUUAGUCCUGUGUGCAUAUUCAACUUCCUCUAUGUGUGUAUGUGUGUGUUUGUGCAUGUAGGUUUGAGUGCAUGCAUGUGUGUUGCCAUCUGUAAUUACUGUACGGUACCGACCAUGCUGUCAUAAAUGCUAGGGUUCAUAAACAGCUUUGUGGUCUUUCUGCUGAGGAUAUAGCACACUGGAAAACUGCCCGAAAACUGCUGAGACAAGUACGUGUGUUCAGUUGUCUGUGUGUUUGUGUUGCUCACCCACUUUCCCUCCCACUAAACUGCAACAGUAGUUGCAGAAUGUCUGGCCUUGCUCUCAUUUGUAUUCAGUAGCCAUCAGCAUACAUGUUGCCAUGAUGUUGUGCUGUAAUAUCUGACAGGAAUCUUGCGAGUUGAUGUCAGGUGCUCCAUGCAAUAUUUAUUCCUAUGCAAACACAAUACUGUAUCUAGACUCGGGAUGUAAAAGAGUCGACUCCAGCGGUUCCGCUGACUCAAGAUCAGUGCUUCAUAUUGCUGGUGAUUUAGCUCCAAAAGUUCAGUUCUUCAGGAAUACAUUUUCUUUUCUUUUUCUCAACAACAGCAUUAAUUUGACAUCUUCCAAAAAAAGUUAAUGUUUUUGGGAGGAACACGGAGGAACUGGCACUUAAAAUAAAGGCUCUUCAAGUACAGUAGGUGUAGAAAUCCUUGUUCUGAUCGAGUGCUGGUGCUUCAUUUUUAUCCACUAACACUGAGUAUAAUUUGGUGUAAAGACUGCCCCGCCUGCUCUUCACACAGAAAUAUGUCAUAGCUGCAUUUAAACCAGAGACACGACUGCUGUUUAAUGUCUGCUAUAUUGUGCCCAUCUCUUCAUGUGGACAGUGCCAGGUCAUUAUAUGCGUCAGAUACUGAAAAGUUACUGUUCUCAGCAUAGGAGAGAGAGAUUUUAAAAAAUGAAAAACAUGUCAGAACAUCACUGGAAUAUUUGUUGUUUUCUAAUUUGAGUCAUUCCUUUUUGUUUAUUUUUAAAGAAAUUGUUUUCUAUGUGAAAUUUUUACUGUUGAUUAUUUUAAUGUAUUUGAAUGGACACAAGAUUUUUUUUUUCCAGUGAUUGCUCUAUGUAUACAGAAUAAUGCACAUAGUCAUUCUGUCUGCUACACAGAACUAUUAAAACUGUCUUAAGUGAUUUAAUGA
Molecule: messenger RNA, 6522 nt
Organism: Morone saxatilis (striped sea-bass)
Lineage: Eukaryota; Metazoa; Chordata; Actinopteri; Moronidae
Product: protein diaphanous homolog 1-like
Exons: 26
Coding region: 789-4247 (1152 amino acids)
Biological process (GO): actin cytoskeleton organization; actin filament polymerization
Cellular component (GO): cytoplasm; actin filament
Molecular function (GO): actin binding; microtubule binding; small GTPase binding
Source: RefSeq, a predicted model, not a curated record